AUGCGCUUCAACAACGUAGCUGGACUUGCCCUGGGGCUCGCCAUUCCCACUGGCGCCCUGUCUGUCCCUCGAAAUGCAGCCCCUGAGCCUGCUGGCAAAAUCGUUGCGCAGUUGUUCUGCGACAUUGUCGGUGGUCUGGUCACUCGGGGCGCCUAUGUCCCCCCAAAGAAGCCUUCAUGCUUCAACAACUACAUCGAAGGCCAAGCCCUCUCCUCAGCAUGCAAAUGUCUUGCGGUGCCUACCUCUAGCACGACUACCACGACGACUUUGAGCGUUCCCACCACCAUCACGACUUCAGUCACAGUACCCCUGACCAUCCUCGCAACCGCAACCAACACCGACACCGCGACCGUCACAAACACCAUCACAAAUACCGCGACCGAGACCUCCACAGUCACGGAGCGUACAACCAUCAUCACAGGCACCCAACAAGUCAUCGCGAUCCCCACCUUCACCGUCUACGCCAUCGGCGGCGACAACAGCGGAAACCCCAUCGCAGACGCCAGCCGCAACGUCCCCAACACCGUCGGCAACUCACAAGGCCUGAGCCCCGUUCUCCAGUUCACCACCGUCGACAACAACAAGCUGCAGGUCCUGAACGGGCCGUACGCCGGCUCCAUCGGCAAGACCAAUCCCAAUGUAGGCGCGAGCGAAGCGUACGUCUUAUUUGGACGAAACGAUGCUGGGCUGCAGGAAACGGUUUGCCAGGUUACCUACAAUGCUGCUGAUGGGACGUGUCCGUUGUCUUGUGUUGCUGCGAGGGGAACGACGAGUUAUGAUUGUGGUGUUUAUUGGAGGAUUGCUGGGGAUGCUGAUGUGGGUGGCUGCUACAAGUUCACGCCUUAUGCUGUUGGUGGGCCUUAG
Molecule: messenger RNA, 864 nt
Organism: Alternaria metachromatica
Lineage: Eukaryota; Fungi; Ascomycota; Dothideomycetes; Pleosporales; Pleosporaceae
Exons: 3
Coding region: 1-864 (287 amino acids)
Source: RefSeq, a predicted model, not a curated record